Messenger RNA from Ogataea philodendri, 981 nucleotides. RefSeq lists its product as uncharacterized. The transcript has a single exon. Bases 1 to 981 code for a protein of 326 amino acids. The record is from RefSeq and is a predicted model, not a curated record. NCBI's taxonomy places the organism in Eukaryota, Fungi, Ascomycota, Pichiomycetes, Pichiales, Pichiaceae.
AUGGUCUCUGUAGGGUUGACGUCCACGAAUUCUGGCUUGGAACGGAACUUGAGCUGUUUCGACAACAUCUUGAUCACCUCCUCUUCUGAGUCGGUGGAGGUUUUGUGCGAUCUCGCCAGCUUUCCAAAGAGAUCUUUGGAAAAUGUGGCAGAGAACACGAGCGACUGGAAUUUGGCAAACCCUUGUUUCGGACGGUGGUUGUACAAAAUCUCCAAGAUCUUGGUCAGUUCCUCAAAAUGGCCGUCUUGGAGAAGUCUGUCGGCCUCGUCGAAAACUAAAAUGUCGGAAGACGCAAGCUGGACAGCCGUUUCUGUCUUUUUCUCCAAUAGUUCCAGAAACCGGCCCGGAGUAGCAAUGAUCACUCUGGGCUUGAGCCCAAGCAAACGCUCCUGUUUCUGGAUCGACAGUCCUCCCGUCAAAGAUAUCACCGACUUCUCCGGAAGCGGCGUGUACUUGAACAACUGCUGGAGAUGUUUCAUAACCUGGUUGGCCAGUUCUCUGGUCGGAGUAAAAAUGAUUCCGUUUGGAUGGUCUUUUUUGGUAGCUUCUGCUUUUUCGAGAAUCGGGAUUCCGUACGCCAACGUCUUACCGGACCCGGUGAUGGCCUUUCCAAUCACGUCCUUUUCGUCCAUGGCCAGAGGUAUCGUGGUCUUCUGGAUCUCUGUGGGUUUGGUGAAGCCGAGUUUCUGCAGUCCCUGCAAAGUGUGCGCAGAUAGCUGCAACGAGCUCCACUCGGGCAUAUCAACGUCCUCUGGUAGAUCCUCGGUAAGGGAGGAAAACACAUUCGAGUCGAGCUCGUCCUGGACGGCUUCUGGUGAAGAGUCUGUCUCGUCCUGCUGUUCUUGCGGUUCCUGCUCUUCUGUCUCUUCUGGUUGCUCCUGCUCCGUCUCUGUCUCCUUCUCCUGUUCUCCCCGAACAACAAACUUCACUUUUCCGUCCUCAACCUUCACGUCAACGCCGUCGAUCUCCUCCAGCCCGUAG